Molecule: messenger RNA, 1695 nt
Organism: Bactrocera neohumeralis
Lineage: Eukaryota; Metazoa; Arthropoda; Insecta; Diptera; Tephritidae
Gene: wbl
Product: protein windbeutel
Exons: 1
Coding region: 524-1321 (265 amino acids)
Biological process (GO): protein secretion
Cellular component (GO): endoplasmic reticulum; endoplasmic reticulum lumen
Source: RefSeq, a predicted model, not a curated record
AAUGGCAAGGUAAUUGUUUCAUAUACAUAUUUACAGCUGUAUGCUAGUAAAUUUCGCAGUCAAGUAACUGAAAGCAACAACAAAAAGCAGCAUAUAAUCAACUAGCGCUUGCUGAUCAGCACGCUGAGAGAAUGAAAUGAAAAGUCAAUGUUAAAAUUUUAUAUAAAAAAAUAUAUAAUAGAAAAAUAGCAAUAGAGUCGCCGGUGAGCUCCAUUAUGUGUGUGUGUAUCGCAGUGUGUUUAUGCGACAUAUAACUCUGCGUGGAGUGCUGUUGACGCUCUGUAGGCUGCUCGGGAGGUUAGUGAGCACAGCUGUGCGGUGGUUAUAGCAACAGCUCAAGCCACCUUUCUUUUCCAGCGCCUGUUUAUUCAGUAAGAAAACUACGCCGGCAGUGAGAGGGCGACUAAAAGAACGGCUACAGCUACAGCCAGCUAAAAACACUUGCCAUACAAUUUAUAGAAUAUACUAGACCUUCUUUUUUGGAGUAAAGUAAAAGAGUAAAAAAGCCAUCGCAAUUUCCGCAAUGCAAACGGCAACAAAGUACCUGAGAUACGCACAGCUUCUUGCCAGUGUUGUGCUCGUGGCCUGUGUGACCACCGCGGCGGCCAGUUCCUGCGCCGGCUGCGUGGAUUUGGAUGAGCUGAACUUCGAUCAGACGAUUGAGCGGUUUCCCUACGCGCUAGUCAAAUUCGAUAUCGCCUUUCCGUAUGGCGAUAAACAUGAGGCCUUCGCGGCAUUCUCGAAAACUGCGCACAAAGUCACGAAAGAGCUGUUGGUGGCCACUGUCGGUAUCAAAGACUACGGCGAGAAUGAAAACAAAGAGCUGGGUUUGCGAUUUAAAGUGGACGAUAAGAGCUUUCCGGCUAUUCUGCUCUUCAAGGCUGGCAAGUUGGAGCAGUUUGUGCGUUUUCCCACACACUUGGAUGUGACAUUGGACAAUUUGAAGCAAUUUGUGACGCAGCACACGGAUUUGUAUAUCGGACGCGACGGUUGUCUGAAGGACUUUGAAGAAUUGGUCAAGAAAUAUGCCAACAAAGCGGAUGACGAACAAGCGGCGUUGAUAGCAAAAGCAGAGCAAAUGUUGCAGGGUGUAGCAGGCGAUGAGACGAAGUCGGCGAGCGCCAAAGCCUACCUGGUUUAUAUGCGAAAAAUCAAUGAGAAGGGUUACGAUUAUGUGGAGGAUGAGACCAAGCGGCUGCAACGUCUGAAGGCUGGCAAGGUGACGGAUGCCAAGAAAUUGGAAUUGCAGCGAAAACUCAAUAUACUGGAGGCAUUUCGUGUGAACAAGCUGACGAAGUUGCAGAGCAGCGAUGAGCUCUAAAUCCAGGGCUACAAACAGUGCAGACGCUUGUAGUAUUGGCAUCAAGCAGAUAAAAAUUAAAUGAAGUGAAGUGUUUUGAAGCCAUGUACAAGUGCGUAGACAUACAUACAUAUGUAUGUACAUACAAAUACAACAAAAACGUAAUGUAGUUAUUUAAGUGUGUGUGUGACGGGACAAAAGCGGCAAUAACACAACAAUUGAACGGUGAAAAGCGUUUUUAAUGCGUAGCUUUGUGCUUAGACUAAAUUAUAUUAGUUAAUACAUAUGUAUGUAUGUAUGUAUGUAGAUAUGUAUGUACACAAUAGUUUAUUUUCGUUUCAUUUAAUAAAUUAUUUGUUAGAUUUAUAUAAAUAAACCGUAUGUAUGUGUGCGUA